CAAGAGCUCCCCUCCGCGGCUCCGCCUUCCUCCCUCCUCCUCCUGUUCAUUCUCCUUCCCGGGCCGGGAGGCGGCGGAGCGGGAGCGGGAGGAGCGAGCCCGGGCCCGGGCCCGGGCCGGGACCAUGUCCGGGCCGCCGGCGCCCCCCGUCACGCAGCAGGUCGGCCGGGCGCCGGGCCGCAGGCAGCGGCCGGAGGCGGGGGAGCUGCGGGCGGCCGCCCGCUGCCUGGUGGUGGACGCAGACGGGAGGAGCGUCCCAUUUCAGGCCCUGUACGGGGAGCAAAAAGCGAUCGUGGUGUUCGUGCGGAAUUUUCUAUGUUACACCUGUAAGGAGUACGUAGAAGACCUGGCAAAAGUCCCCAAGGCAUUUUUACAAGAAGCAAAUGUGAGGCUUAUCGUUAUUGGACAGUCAUCUUAUCAUCACAUCAAGCCCUUUUGCAGUUUAACUGGGUAUGCACACGAAAUGUAUGUAGAUCCACAAAGGGAAAUUUAUAAAACGCUUGGCAUGAAAAGAGGUGAAGAUAAUAAUGUAUCAGCACGGAGCCCUCAUGUGAAAUCAAACAUGCUCCUAGGAAGCAUUAGGAGUUUGUGGAGAGCAAUGACUGGCCCGGCUUUUGAUUUUCAAGGAGACCCAGCUCAGCAGGGAGGAGCUUUGAUUUUAGGCCCAGGCACUGAAGUUCAUUUUUUACACCUUGAUAAAAACAGGCUGGAUCAUGUUCCCAUUAACACAGUUUUGCAGCUGGCAGGAGUUAAAACAGUAAAUUUCACAAACCAACCCCAGAUUAUUGACAUAUGACACUGACACAACACAUACAUUUUUUUAAUUUGUGCUCUACCAGAAAAAUUCUCCAGCAAAUUCCCACCAGCAUCAGUACUGUUGCGUCUUUAUGGGCUAUCUGAAACCUUAUCUGGAAAAUCAGAGCACAGAAUAAACUACCUGGCACUGAAGAUGGACGCGGAAGUGCUAUUUCCAUUGCAUAUAAGGUAACAAAAACUAUAACACAACUGAGGCUUAUUGCAAAAAAUCCUGUAGCUUAUCAUUUCCUCAUCAAACAGUCUUGCUAAUGUAUUUCAAAAAUCUUUGUUCAAGACACACUAAGCUAAAAAACGGGUUUUGCUGAGGAAGAAUCCAGAACUCUUGUCUUCAGAUCACACUGGCUUUCAGUCCAACACUUCUCAGUGAUGUUUUAAAGCUUCCAGCCCCGUGUGACAAUCUUGUAUUAAAAUAAACCUUGAAAAAUCACUGUGUCAAACACUGGGACUUAAGCUUAUGCUUACUUUUGCAUCUGGCACUGGCAGACAUUAUGAAAUACAUUUUAAAGUUUUAAAUAAAUAUUUUAAGUACGUCA
Messenger RNA from Phalacrocorax carbo (great cormorant), 1349 nucleotides. Lineage: Eukaryota; Metazoa; Chordata; Aves; Suliformes; Phalacrocoracidae. The record is from RefSeq and is a predicted model, not a curated record.